AUGAGCAUCAACGCAGACAACCAUACCGCUGAGGCGGAUAGAUACUCAUCCGCCAAUUCUCCCGAGGAUGUACCUAGCCUCGUCACUCGUAUCUCCUCAUUUGGUCCGGACAUCAACUGUGAGGACAGGAAAGAACGAUCAGAACUACUGGAUGCAGCCAGGUCGCUCGUGGCGGCACUGGAGACGCCUGCAGAGACGAGCCGCCGUCAUAUCUGGCUUAAUCCUGCGACAUUUGCGGCUAUUAUGACAGCGUUGGACCUCGGCGUUUUCCCACUGCUUGCCUUGAACGGAAAGCCCAAGACAGCUCUCGACCUGGCCACUGCGACGAACUCCGAUCCUGUGCUGCUUGCAAGAAUUCUGAAGCAUCUUGGUGCAAUGGGCGUCUUGUUUGAGACAGGCACGGAUGAAUAUUGCGCCACGAACCUUUCCUCCACCCUGGCCGUAGACAAAUAUAGUGACGGUUAUCGUCUUUAG
Molecule: messenger RNA, 474 nt
Organism: Penicillium malachiteum
Lineage: Eukaryota; Fungi; Ascomycota; Eurotiomycetes; Eurotiales; Aspergillaceae
Exons: 3
Coding region: 1-474 (157 amino acids)
Molecular function (GO): methyltransferase activity
Source: RefSeq, a predicted model, not a curated record